GGGGGAGGUAACGGAGCGGCCUAGGUUGUGGCGGUUCCCUGGUGAUUGCGCGCUGGGGUUGAGGCGUCUGCGGGCGUUCGGACGAUGCCGUGACGCGGCACGGCGACACUGUCGGCAAUGUGAGCGCACCCUUGUAGAGGGAGCCCUUCGGUCCUGGAGGCGGCUUGGCGUGAAGACAGGUUGCUAUUUGGGAGCGUUCCCUUGAAGCCCCUCAGAGAGUGGGGGAGGGGCGGCGGACGGCGAGCGGUCCGUGUCUGCGCUUGCGCCGGCGCCUCUGCCGACCCGGCCUGCACGCACGCGCAUGCCCGUAGCGCGCGGAGCCGAGGUGGCCGGCAGCACUGCGCGUGCGCAGUGAGGAGCCCGCUAAGGAGCGGCGCUGGCGGACGUCGGGCUGGCGGCCCGUGACGUCGUGAGGAGAGCUUUAAAGUGCGGGCCGGGCCGGGCGUCCGAGGGUCUGGUCGGGAGUCGGGCCUCGUCUCCGCAGCAGCCCUCCGCGGCAUGAGGCGCUGCCGGCGCCCCUGCCCCGCGGGACGUGGAGAAGGUGGAGGAGGAAGAAGCCCCGUUGUCGCCACCGUUGCAUGACCCGCCGCUCCUGAGGCCCUACCCCACGCCCGGACCCUCGACGCCCCCCGCCGGGUCCCCCACUCACGCAUGGGGGUUCGGCGCUAAGGACCCCCCUCCCUCCGGGGGCCCCGGGGCGCGUCCCCUUAGAGCCAUGCCCGGCUGCCCCGCCCGCCCCGGAGGACCCUAGAGCAGCGUCGCGGGGGCCAUGGCGGCCGCCAGCGGCUACACGGACCUGCGUGAGAAGCUCAAGUCCAUGACGUCCCGGGACAACUAUAAGGCGGGCAGCCGAGAGGCCGCCGCUGCUGCCGCAGCCGCCGUAGCCGCCGCAGCCGCAGCCGCCGCUGCCGCCGAACCUUACCCUGUGUCCGGGGCCAAGCGCAAGUAUCAGGAGGACUCGGACCCCGAGCGCAGCGACUAUGAGGAGCAGCAGCUGCAGAAGGAGGAGGAGGCGCGCAAGGUGAAGAGCGGCAUCCGCCAGAUGCGUCUCUUCAGCCAGGACGAGUGCGCCAAGAUCGAGGCCCGCAUUGACGAGGUGGUGUCCCGUGCUGAGAAGGGCCUGUACAACGAGCACACGGUGGACCGGGCCCCACUGCGCAACAAGUACUUCUUCGGCGAAGGCUACACUUACGGCGCCCAGCUGCAGAAGCGCGGGCCCGGCCAGGAGCGCCUCUACCCGCCGGGCGACGUGGACGAGAUCCCCGAGUGGGUGCACCAGCUGGUGAUCCAGAAGCUGGUGGAGCACCGCGUCAUCCCCGAGGGCUUCGUCAACAGCGCCGUCAUCAACGACUACCAGCCCGGCGGCUGCAUCGUGUCUCACGUGGACCCCAUCCACAUCUUCGAGCGCCCCAUCGUGUCCGUGUCCUUCUUUAGCGACUCUGCGCUGUGCUUCGGCUGCAAGUUCCAGUUCAAGCCUAUUCGGGUGUCGGAACCAGUGCUUUCCCUGCCUGUGCGCAGGGGAAGCGUGACUGUGCUCAGUGGAUAUGCUGCUGAUGAAAUCACUCACUGCAUACGGCCUCAGGACAUCAAGGAGCGCCGAGCAGUCAUCAUCCUCAGGAAGACAAGAUUAGAUGCACCCCGGUUGGAAACAAAGUCCCUGAGCAGCUCCGUGUUACCACCCAGCUAUGCUUCAGAUCGCCUGUCAGGAAACAGCAGGGACCCUGCUCUGAAACCCAAGCGGUCCCACCGCAAGGCAGACCCUGAUGCUGCCCACAGGCCACGGAUCCUGGAGAUGGACAAGGAGGAGAACCGGCGCUCGGUGCUGCUGCCCACACACCGGCGGAGGGGUAGCUUCAGCUCUGAGAACUACUGGCGCAAGUCCUACGAGUCCUCAGAGGACUGCUCUGAGGCAGCAGGCAGCCCUGCCCGAAAGGUGAAGAUGCGGCGGCACUGAGUCUACCCGCCGCCCUCCUGGGAACUCUGGCUCAUCCUUACGUAGUUGCCCCUCCUUUUGUUUUGAGGGUUUUGUUUUUGUUUAUUGGGGGGUUUUUUUUUGUUUUUGUUUGUUUGUUUGUUUUUUUGUUUUUUUUUUUUGAUUCUAUAUAUUUUUCCUUGGUUUGUUGCCUGUUAAGGCUGAAGAAUAGAAUUGGCCAGGACCUAGGUUCUCAUAUUCUUGGAAUUCCUCCUGGAUAGAAAGGCUGUUAGCAUCAAUAGGGGACAGAGGCUGAUGCUGGAGUGGCCAGUAGAGGUGGUGGAGCAGAGCAGCCAUCUUUUAAGUGGGGCUGUAUCAGGCUGGGUUUAUUUAAAAGCAACAAAAUGUUUUGGUUAAGAAAAUUAUUUUGCUUUCAGUGUAAAUCUUCGCAGUGUUCUAAACAAAGUUCAGUCUUCUGCUCGCCCCUUUCCUCCACUGAUGUCUGCACUUGGUUGAGGUCUCCUGGAGCCUCACAGGCUCUGCAUGGGGGCUGCUGUUCUCCACUUCUCACCUGCCAUCCACGCCCUGCAAGCUCAUGCAAACACCCUUUCUUCCUCCUGCGGCAGAGUUGUUCAGGUUGCCUGGGCAGGGGCUUAAACAGUGCCAGCCCCUGCCAUCCCAAAGCUAUUGUUAAGCCCCCCAGGCGUCCUCCACCCACGCCCACUAGCCUGCCCUGUCCACAGUUCCUUGGGCUGCUGAGGGGCUAGUGCAGUGGUCCUGACCUCUCUUCUCAAGAGCACACUUCUUUGCUGGUUGCUCCUUUUGAGCAUAUGCGUGUGAUUAUUUGGAACAGUUAGACUUGCCACGUUGGGUCAGUUUUAGAAAUUGUUUCUAGCUAGAGGGACUGGUGUCCUUCCAAGUCUAGCAUUUGGGGUAUGGAAAAUUGUUGUGGUGUGUGGUAGGGUUUUUGUUUUCUUUUUUGAGUUUUUUUUCCCCCUUUAGUCUCCUGGCUUUUUCCUUUCCCUUCCCUUCUCCAUUGGCCAGCUUGGGCCUCAUCCUCAUGUCAUCCUUCUAGGAAGGCGCCUGCCCCCUCUUGUCUGCUGGCAGCAUGCAUCCAAGGCCAGAGCUCAGGCCUGCAGACUGGGCUGGUGCCUCCUCCGCUUCAGGGUAUGGGAGUUGGUGAAGGGGCUUUCAAAAAAUAAUAAUAAAGAAAAAAAAGGUAAAGUCUUUGGUAGCUUCUAUCCACUCAGAUCCUGGAAGGCAGCAAGGUUUUGUGGAUCUAGAUUCAUUAGGAAUGUCUUCUUGUCAGCCAGGCCAGGACCCGGGCUUGCCAAGAGCAGAGGCCCUCCCAGCAACCAGGAUACCACCACUUUGGGGGCUUUGUGUACAGAGGUCCGGGUCUGAGACCUCAUAGGCUGCAGAAAUCUGGGGCAGCCACCAUCAAGAAGCCCCUCUCAGGGGCCAGAACUCCUUUGCCAGCGUGGAUUUCUCAAGUCGGGACUGCAUAAUUAAAGCAGUUGCAGUUUUAUUUUUUUUACAGCUUUUUUCCCAAAAAUGAUUUGUAGUUGUGUGUGCAGCACUUUGCCCUGAUAUGUGUGCUCUACAAUAAAAACCAAAUCUAAUAUAUUUUGAAA
Pongo pygmaeus (Bornean orangutan) is the source of this 3546-nucleotide messenger RNA. RefSeq names its product alkB homolog 5, RNA demethylase (gene ALKBH5). NCBI's taxonomy places the organism in Eukaryota, Metazoa, Chordata, Mammalia, Primates, Hominidae. Gene Ontology annotation, molecular function: oxidative RNA demethylase activity. Gene Ontology annotation, cellular component: nucleus. Bases 770 to 1954 code for a protein of 394 amino acids. The transcript is spliced from 4 exons. Gene Ontology annotation, biological process: mRNA processing; mRNA export from nucleus. The record is from RefSeq and is a predicted model, not a curated record.